UUAUUACUUUAAAAUAAUGCCUGAGCGUUAGUGUUAAUCUAAUUACUUAAACUUUAACAUCAGGAGUCCCAGUAAUCUGAUAAAUGUUUAAAGAUGUUUUAAACUGUACCUACAGUGUAAGGGAAUAUUUGUGCAUAUGAUUUGUGCAAUGAUUCUCUUAAUCAUUUAACAAAUACAAUACUGACUGUUUAUGUUUUUGCCAUGAUUUUUGUGUUUCAAACUAGUAUUUUUUUUCAUUGUAUUGAUCAGAGAGUGGGAGAAUAGAUGGAAGUCUGAGUGAACCAGCAAUGUAUUGUGUGUUACACAGAACAUUUUGCAGUUUUACCUAGGGUUGAUUUUUCAUUGUAACAUGUCUAUUGUUGAUUCAGGAGUUGGUGUUAAUAACCAGAAUUGAGUGUUAUUAAUUUAUUUUGUGUACAGCAGGGAUUGGCAACUUUGUGAGGGAGGGGGUAGGGCUGUGGCAGUCGACAUUUUGUCACCUGGUUAUUGUCAAGUAAAAACAGACGUCCGGUCUCACGGUAAUUGACCGUUAAUUAACAUAAACACGUUUAGCAUCUCCAGGCCUCCACACAUACAAGCCACUGAUUUGCUCCUUUGGAACAUCUACAUAAAAAAAGUUAUAAUAAAGUAAUACAUCAAUUUAAUAUACAUCACAAAUCCAUUAUUUAUUUUAGUCAGGUCUAAAGAAACAUUAUGAUAUGAAGAAACUGUAUUUCAGAAGAUCAGAAUAUGAGUUGGCCUACUGUAUGUUAUCUGGCUAUGCUCCGUGCCAUUUAGCUGACAAGAUAAACUUAUAAGUCCCGUUCCAUUAUUUUAUUUUAUAUGAUUUUAUAUUAUGAAGAACAUAAUUGAUCUUAACUGAAAAAAAUGGAAAGGACGUUUUUCUUGAAACAGGUCCUAUAUGCUAGAUUUAGAGUUUAGUUGUGAAUGAUACCAACCUCAGAAUGUCUUAGAAAUCAAAACAUAUAUGGGCUGCAUGGUGCGACAUUAGGCUAUUGCAGCACUGCUGUUCUCUCAUCAAGUGAUUUUCCCUCAUCAGACUAUUCUCAAUUUAAUCUUGUUUUUACUAAUAUGUAACAUUUGUUUCGAUUUAGAAUGGCCCAUUAUCAAAUGGGCAGCAACAGGGGCAGGGUAAAAAAAAUACAUGUAAUUUGUAUGCACUCGAAUAGGGAAUGGAAGCGCCAAGCUUUCCAGAUUACUGGAUAGGGCUGCACUCAGAGUAUCCUGCCUUGGAAAAUCUUACUGUUAAGACACUGAUGCCCUUUGCAACCACGUACAGUACCUAUGUGAGAGUAGAUUCUCGGCCCUCGCUAGCAUGAAAACUAAAUACAGGCACAGACUGUGUGGAAAAUGAUUUAAGACUCUCUCCAAUACAACCCUACAUUACAGAGUUAUGUGCAUCCUUUCAAACACACCCUUCUCAUGAACCUGUUGUGAGUUAUUCACCAUUUUUGAUGAACAAAUAAGGAUUUAUUUGUAAGAUGGCUAAGUAAAGAGCAAAAGUAUUGUUAUUAUAUGUGUCCUGGUACUAUAAGAGCUCUUUGUCACCUCCCACGAGCCAGGUUGUGACAAAAACACACUCAUUCUUACGUUUAAGAAAUGUAUCGUAUAGUGUGUGUGUGACAGGCUUACAAUGGUGGCAAAAAACAACAUUUGAGAGUGCGCUGACCCUGGUGCUAGAGGGGGAACACAGCUGGAGGAGUGUUUGAAAGUUUACAGGACUAUAACAAGUUUGGGAACCACUGCUCUAGAGAAAGCAUUUUCACUGAGCUUGACACCACUCCAGUCGACACAUGGCAUUGCGUAAGGUGAUUUUAGGCUCGUGUCCUGCUGCUUGGCCAUGGAAAGCCAUUUCAUGAAGCUCCCAACGAAUAGUUCUUGUGCUGACGUUGCUUCAGUUUGGAACUCGAUUGUGAGUGUUGCAACUAGGACAGACCAUUUUUAAGAGUUACCCGCUUCAGCACUCAGCGGUCCCGUUCUGUGAGCUUGAGUCGCCUACCACUUCGCAGCUGAGCCGUUGUUUCACCUAUAUGUUUCCACUUCACAAAAACAGCACGUACAGUUGACUGGUACAGCUGUAGCAGGGCAGAAAUUUUACAGACUGACUUGUUAGAAAAGUGGCAUUGUACGACGGGGCCACAUUGAAAGUCACUAAGCUCUUCAGUAAGGCCAUUCUACUGCCAAUGUUUGGCGGUGUGCUUAAUUUUAUACACAUGUCACCAAUGGGUGUGGCCGAAAUAACUGAAUCCACUAAUUUGAAUCGGUGUCCACAUACUUUUUUAUAUAAAGUGUAUCAUCAGAGAGAGGGGUCCCAAGUCAUACAGAUGAUGGCCUGUUUUUCUAAAAUAAAAUAAAUAAUUUUGUCUGUUUGUUUGUAAUGAGGCCAAUGUGUAUGUUUCAUAACCAGUAUAAGGUUAUAAGGCUUUCAAGUAUGUAGCACACAGUCUAUGAAAAGCCAGUAGUCUGCGAGUGGGGUGGAGACUAAACUGUGUCAACCAAUGUCCACCGUUUGUGCUAUAGCUGCUGUGGCUUACUGAGGACAUUUUUCUGUUAGCACAAACCUCGAAAAAAACACGUCUCGGCUAUUCCAGCAGAGGAACUUCCCCUUCAAAGCAAUGAGAAGAGCAUGUUACUGAAGCUGAGCUGUGUGAUUCUGCUCAUCAUCCAGAGGGACACAGAAAGUAUUCGGGUCAUUGGUGAAUGCAGGACUGUGGUACUGGGGGAGGAUGUGGACUUAUCCUGCAGACUGAUAGAGACAACCGAGGACCUCGAACAGAUAACAUGGCAGAAAAGUACUGCGGAAGAAACACAGAACCAUAAUUUUAUGCUGAUUUAUCCCAAUGGGGUUACUAAUUUUAUUGCACCGAAUGGAUUGGCACAUAGAGUCCAGUUUAUUGGGAACACAUCAGAAAACCUUGGAUCUAUUCGAAUAACAGCUGUCAGACUGUUUGAUGAAGGCACCUUCACAUGUAUCUUCAGUGUUUUCCCCAGUGGAACAUACACUACAGAGAUACCUCUGACUGUGCUAGUUCCUCCAGUAGUGAGUGUGACAGUUGAUGUUCCUACUGUCAUUGGGAAGAAUGAGGUUGUCUUGGCAACCUGUGUGGCUGCUGGUGCUAAGCCACAGGCAGAUGUAAAGUGGCAGACAGGUACAAUUGGCAGUUUGUUGAAGAUAGUGACUAACUCCACCCAGCACGCCAACGGCACCACCACAGUCCUCAGCCACCUGCUCGGGGUGCCAACCAGAGCAGCCAAUCAGCAGCAGAUCCAGUGUGUGGUCAACCAGUCUGCCCUGGCAACAGAAAGGAGCUACAACUACACCAUAGACAUCCACUAUCCACCUCAGACAGUGAACGUUACCUUUAGUGAGGCCUCUAAAGCCACAGUCUUCCUAUGUGUAGCAGAUGGCAACCCACACCCCAGCUACACCUGGAGCAGAGUGGUCCAGCCAUGGCCUGGGUCUUCAGUGAGAGCAGAGGGAGACAUACUGCACUUCCUCAGUCUCAGCUCUGAGCUGAAUGGUCUCUAUGUCUGUGAGGCCUCCAACCCCUACGGACGAGCAACUGGUUCCCUCAAUGUACACAUAUCCUCUGAGACCUCUGCUGCCUGUUGGGUUCUACUCGUUGUCAUUCUCUGUCUGAUUGUUGCUGCGGCUGCACUCAUAUGGUACCGGUGCAAAUACGGAAAGUUUCCUUGGAGUCCAAUCAUAGCCAAUCAACAGGUCCAGGCACCACCACAGGUUGAGGAAGAUGAACCUGGGACGUCUGGGUUCUGACACUCCAAACCAGGAAGGGAGAAGUAACGUGAUAAAUCACUGGACAGCCUGAGAACAGAUGCCAGAAGAAGCACAGACAUGCACUAUGUGGGGGAAGAAUUCCAGUCUGCACAUUCUCCAACGCCACAGCCAUUUGCAAGAACAGGCACAUUCUCCAACCCCACAGCCAUUUGCAAGAACAGGCACAUUCUCCAACGCCACAGCCAUUUGCAAGAACAGGCACAUUCUCCAACCCCACAGCCAUUUGCAAGAACAGGCACAUUCUCCAACGCCACAGCCAUUUGCAAGAACAGGCACAUUCUCCAACUUAAAAAAAAUAUGUAUUUAACUAGGCAAGUGACUUAAGAACAAAUUCUUAUUUACAAUGACUGCCUACACCGGCCAAACUCGGACAACGCUGGGACAAUUGUGCGACGCCUUAUGGGACUCCCAAUCACAGCCAGUUGUGAUACAGUCUGGAUUUAAAACAGGUUGUCUGUAGUGACCUCUCUAGCACUGAGAUGCAGUGUCUUAGACCACUGUGCCACUUGGGAGCCUAAUGAACAGGGACCCUAUGCAGUAUUAUCUGUGACAUUAGAAACCUCAGCUAGGCCCCUCCUCCACCACAGCUUUAAAUAGUGCUGGUCCUCGUUUCUGUUUUUUGUUCCCUUCUCGUGGACUCCGCCUUGCCGUGGUGGAGGGGCUUUGCUGCUUCAGCGGGAACAACAACUCUCCUUUAUGUAUAUGCACUGCUCAAAAAAUAAAGGAACACUAAAACAACACAUCCUAGAUCUGAAUGAAUGAAAUAUUCUUAUUAAAUACUUUUUUCUUCACAUAGUUGAAUGUGCUGACAACAAAAUCACACAAAAAUGAUCAAAGGAAAUCAAAUUUAUCAACCCAUGGAGGUCUGGAUUUGGCGAGCACAUGGAGCACAUGGAGGAUCUGGCGAGCACAUGGAGCACAUGGAGGAUCUGGCGAGCACAUGGAGCACAUGGAGGAUCUGGCGAGCACAUGGAGCACAUGGAGGAUCUGGCGAGCACAUGGAGCACAUGGAGGAUCUGGCGAGCACAUGGAGGAUCUGGCAAGCACAUGGAGCACAUGGAGGAUCUGGCGAGCACAUGGAGCACAUGGAGGAUCUGGCAAGCACAUGGAGCACAUGGAGGAUCUGGCGAGCACAUGGAGGACUGUGUGGUCCCCCAAAGAAAUGCCACCCCACACCAUGACUGACCCACCACCAAACCGGUCAUGCUGGAGGAUGUUGCAGGCAGCAGAACGUUCUCCACGACAUCUCCAGACUCUGUCACGUCUGUCACAUGUGCUUAGUGUGAACCUGCUUUCAUCUUUGAAGAGCACAGGGUGCCAAUGGCGAAUUUGACAAUCUUGGUAUUCUCUGGCAAAUGCAAAACGUCCUGCACGGUGUUGGUCUGUAAGCACAACCCCCACCUGUGGACGUCGGGCCCUCAUACCACCCUCAUGGAGUCUGUUUCUGACCGUUUGAGCAGACCAAUACACAUUUGUGGCCUGCUGGAGGUCAUUUUGCAGGGCAUGUGAAAUGUAUUGUCAAUCAGUGUUGCUUCCUAAGUGGACAGUUUGAUUUCACAGAAGUGUGAUUGACUUGGAGUUACAUUGUGUUGUUUAAGUGAUCCCUUUAUUUUUUUGAGCAGUGUAUAUGGUGCAUGUUGAAUCCAACUAAAGGGAGGUCAGGUAUAAUCUAAAUAACAUGUGCAAAUGGAGAAUAUUGUCAGUAAUGACUAGACAAACACUGGCUGGUGGUGGUACUUGCAGCUGCUCUAAAAUGAAUUCCUUCAUAUUAUGCAGCCUUAUGGGGUCUUGCUAUUUUUUUAAUAUUUUUACCUAAUUAGGCAUGUCAGUUAAGAACACAUUCUUAUUUUCAAUGACAGAACAGUGGGUUAACUGCCUUGUUCAGGUGCAAGAACAACAUAUUUUUUAUCUUGUCAGCUCUGGGAUUUGAUCUUGCAACCUUUCAGUUACUAGUCCAACGCUCUAACCACUAGGCUAACUGCCACCCAUGGCUACUGAUCCACAGGGGACAGAAGCUCCACUAACAGCUGCCUUAUGAUUCAUGCAUUAACCCUAUCCCUGAUAAACCCUAUGUUAUUUGUUUUUUUAGCCUAGUAUUAGUGUAGCAUGGCAUUUUUCGGUCACCAGUAGUUACUGUAGGUAGUUAGUAGUUAUAAUGCAGUUAUUUUCCCUAUAUUAUUAGCUAGAAUGCAGGUCUAGUUACAAUGCAGAUCUUUUCACUAAGUUAAUUGUUAGAAUGCAGGUUAGAAAGAGACUGUUAUGUCAUGUCUUGUUCAAAAUGUACACACAAUUUUCACAAGGCCUUGCUUUGCUUCGUGCACUGUAAAGUCCUUGUAUUUCAGCCUUGGAACUAGGAACACACAGGGACAAGCUGUUUCCUGGUCGUUGUGGCUCUGUUCUGUCUGCUUGAUUGAUGAUAUGGGAGUGGCUAUUAUAGACCACAUGGGGGUUCCGGGCAGAUUAAUUCCCUCCUGAUCUAUGAACUGUUUUAGCCUCAACUUCCUCCCAACCCAAUCUUCCAAAAUACGUUAAUUCUUAUCAAGUUAAAGCAUUCCUAAAGGUUAACCUAGUGUGCACUUCUGCCUUUUAAUCAACAAGAAGAGACAUGUCUGUUGGUUUAUGGGUGGUAGUGGCAGUGGUUGGUGUGUGUGUACAUUACUAGUGUACAUUUUUUUGUGUUGGUUUAUUCACACAUACUGAUUGGUUGGAUGCUAAUUAAUCCUAUACUAUUCUGAGUGGGACAUGCAUUUUGUUCAGUGAAAUUUAAAAUAAUCCAAUAUCUCUAGUGAUCAGGCACUGCAGUGAACAGUAGCUGUAUGACCACUCAGAAAAGGAGAAGAUGAAAGAAGGAAGUCAGUGAAAACGACAGUUUGGUUGCAACCACCAAACUUGCAUCAGAGAUAAAUAAUUAUAUUUUUGAACAUCUGUUAGACGGUUAGCAGUUGUUUCCUUCCUGAGAAUAUAUUUUUAACUACUCGUUAGUUUCAGUGCUUUUGAACAUAUUGUAAACUGUUAAAAAUCAUUCAGAAGUU
Molecule: messenger RNA, 6828 nt
Organism: Oncorhynchus kisutch (coho salmon)
Lineage: Eukaryota; Metazoa; Chordata; Actinopteri; Salmoniformes; Salmonidae
Product: nectin-3
Exons: 10
Coding region: 2627-3775 (382 amino acids)
Biological process (GO): homophilic cell-cell adhesion; heterophilic cell-cell adhesion
Cellular component (GO): adherens junction
Source: RefSeq, a predicted model, not a curated record